Prorocentrum cordatum is the source of this 551-nucleotide messenger RNA. The record is from the annotation of a GenBank genome assembly. Lineage: Eukaryota; Dinophyceae; Prorocentrales; Prorocentraceae.
CGGAGAUGGCGUCCAUAGCCCGCUCUAUCCAGCGGAGCAUGAGCACGAGGGAGAAGCCGGAGGCCGACGACGGCGGCAGCACGUCGCCCGGGGGAGGGAGCCCCUCGCAGAGCCGGGGCCUCGCGGCGAAGAGCUCCCGCAGCGACGGCAGGAGGCACUCGCAGGGCCGGAGCCUGGAGAGGAAGGCCUCGCGCAGGGACAGCAGGACGCUGGAGUUGCAGGGGCUCAGCCUCGAGGCGCUCAAGGCCAUGGCGGCGCAGGCGGACAAGGACAUCAAGGACUACGCCAGAAGCCGGUGCAAGAAGAAGGCGAUAGACGAGAUGAAGAGGAAGCAGCGGGUCGAGAAGGAGAUCGCCCGCCUCGAGAGCGGCGGGGCAAACAGCACAGGCUCGCGUUCGACCUCCCCCACUGGCCUCCGCGACGAGUGCGACGAGAAGACCUGCGAGGAAGAGUACGAGAAGCUCGAGAGGCACUACACGCCCGGCGACGACGCCACCGUGGAGGUCGGCACCAGCGUGGCCGCUCCCUCCGCCGACGCUGGCGAUGCCUGA